Molecule: messenger RNA, 947 nt
Organism: Scaptodrosophila lebanonensis
Lineage: Eukaryota; Metazoa; Arthropoda; Insecta; Diptera; Drosophilidae
Product: haloacid dehalogenase-like hydrolase domain-containing protein 2
Exons: 4
Coding region: 45-824 (259 amino acids)
Biological process (GO): dephosphorylation
Molecular function (GO): phosphatase activity
Source: RefSeq, a predicted model, not a curated record
UAUCGAACUUUAGCCGUUGUUUAAUUUCAGUUUGUCAUAGAAAUAUGGCCCUAAAAGCUGCGCUUAUUGACCUCAGUGGAACCCUUCUUAUAGAGGAUAAACCAACGCCCAAUGCAGUGGAAGCUCUGAAAAGAUUGCGCGAUUCCGGCGUGUUUGUCAAGUUUGUAACAAAUACUACAAAAGAAUCGCAAACUACGCUGCACAGUAAUCUGUGUAAGAUUGGUUUUCAACUGGAGAAGAGCGAGAUAUACAGUUCACUAAGUGCCGCUAAUAAAUUCGUGGUCAAGGAGAAGCUCAACCCAUACUAUUUGCUUACGGAUGAUGCAAGACGAGAUUUUCCAGCCGAGGACGUAACGCGUGACCUUGACUCUGUUGUUGUAGGUCUGGCGCCCAAUGCUUUCAAUUAUGAGCAAAUGAAUAAGGCCUUUAAUAUUCUGCUGCAGCAGAAGGAGCGCAAGCUGGUUGCUAUACAUCAGGGAAAAUACUACAAGCGCGCGGAUGGUCUGGCUCUAGGACCAGGAUGUUUUGUCAAGGGUCUCGAAUAUGCCACAGGUACCACAGCUGAGCUCAUUGGCAAACCCAAUCCUUAUUUCUUCAGGAGCGCGUUGCCCGAAGACCUAAAACCUGAACAAUGCGUCAUGAUCGGUGAUGAUGCCAACGAUGAUAUUAUGGGUGCCAUGAAGGUCGGACUUCAAGCCGUACAGGUAAAAACUGGAAAGUAUUUGCCCAAUGUUCUUGCCACUCCACCACCCACGGCGCUCGUUGAGAACUUUUCCGAGGCUGUUGAUUGGAUUUUGCAACAAAACGCUAAGUCAGGCGAAUAGUUGGUACAAAAAUUUUAUUUUUAUUUUAUAAACGUUUAUGUGUAUUUAGCAAAAAUUCAAUUUUAAAUGCCGCAUGCUAAUAUAAUUUAAUAAAGGAGUUUUUUGUUGUUUGAGUACGCGAAA